GUGAACACUACAUUUCACCUCUUUCUCUCCUUUCUUCUUCUUCUUCUUCUUCUUCUUCUUCAUUUCUCUGCUUCCUCCCAACACAAACCCUAGCUUCCUCUUCCUCUUCCUCUUCCUCCUCUCACAAUGACCUCCAUUAUCCAGACCUUCCACAAGGCCUGCACAUCAAACCAUGGCCUCCCACUCUCCCACACUGACUCAUCAUCAUCCUCCCAAGAUCAAGGCCUCCGCCGAAGGCUCUCCUCUCUCUCCCUCAAAAUCCACCCCAUUACUUCCCCUGCAACAUCGUGGUCCUUCCCCCGAUCCAAAUCUAUGUCUUCAAUGGGACAAUACGCAGGCAGCUCCAUCAGGAAAUUGUGGGACUGGGGCUGGUCUUGGAUCCUCUCAAGAAAACCUGUUUUCGCUAAAGAUCUCGAAAUGAAUGAAGAAGAAACUAGGAUUCUCGGUUGCCACAACAAAGGAAGCUGGAGACAUGUUUUCUACAAAGUUAGAUCAGAGAUUAGAAAGAUUGUGAGAUCUAACGACAAAGUUGGCCUUCCUCAAACUUACAGGUAUGAUUCUUUCAGCUACUCCAAGAAUUUUGAUGAUGGAAUCAAGAUUUCUCAAUGAACCUAACCCUCAAACUCAAGAUCAUCAUCAACCACCUUUCCCUUCCAAUAAGAUUCAAGAAAGGAGAUUAUAUAUAAUAUAGGAUUUCUCUCCUUGUUGUCCGCCAUUUUCUUUCUUUCUUUCUAUCUUAAUAUUUGCCCGUCAAGCUUUUUGGUCUGCAAUUGUGUAUAGUAAUUCUGCUAUAUCAGUUUGAGGCCUCUAUUGGCUUCCGGAUCGAGUUGGCCGAGGAAUCGAACCGAAUCGAGCUCAAAUCGAUCCAGUUGAGAGAGAUAUACGAAGUUGGUGAAAUCUUGAAAUUGGGUGUUAUUUGAUGAAUGUGAUAAUGCAAUAAUUUUAAUUAGUUUGGUUAAGUGCAAAUUAAGUGUUCAUUAGUAAUAGAGAUAAAGCAUUAUUGUUAUUAUUUUGUUGUUGUUAUUAUGUAUUAUUCAUUGUUUAAUUUGUAUUUGUUUUACAAUAUAAUUGUGUAAUUAAUAAUAUUAAUUGCAUUUUCUUGUUCAUAUA
Molecule: messenger RNA, 1110 nt
Organism: Manihot esculenta (cassava)
Lineage: Eukaryota; Viridiplantae; Streptophyta; Magnoliopsida; Malpighiales; Euphorbiaceae
Exons: 1
Coding region: 127-609 (160 amino acids)
Source: RefSeq, a predicted model, not a curated record